AAUGAGCAGGACUUGGAUAGUAUAUUUGAACAAUUUACACCAGUCAAUUUUUACAAGAGAUUUGAUUUAUUAUACUUGCAACGCGGUUUAGCGGAACAGAAACUUCGCGAAUUUCUCACUGAGGUUGCUACAGGGAAAUACUGGGAGAGAAUUAAAAUGUUGAAGUUGAAACAACAACUGGAUCGCACCAAAAAGUUAAAGCGUUUAGAAGAGGAGACAGAAAUACUUGAAAAUAUAACCGAAGCCCGUAUUACGAUGCAUGAUAUAUAUCAUCGGGAAUUAUUGCAAAAAAUGCAAAACGAUUCUCAGGCAGAAUAUUGCGAUUCAGAACUUAAUCAUCUAGGAGAGAGUUCUAAGAAACGAGAGCAAUUAGACAACCAAAGGGCAGAAGUCGAAAACUUCUCAGAAGGUGAUGAUUAUUUGACAGAUCGUGAAGAAAUUUCUCAAAAAAAGGAUGAGAUAGACACUUUCUUCCAAAUUCCUCCUGAUAUUGUUAAAGAUGUGAGAACGAAAUCAGGAAAGCGUAGGUCAAUGAAAGAUACCGAAAGCAAGAGCGCUAAUCCUCCUAAACGAAGCAAAUCAAGUAAGAAAAUUGUUGUUGACGCUGGCCAAUCAACCAGUAUUCCCUCUAUGGAUGUACAACAAACGCCCAGCGGAACAGAAGAUUCGAUCGUCGAUACCACCUGCGAUGAAUCUGAAUCACCCGUCGAAAAAAAUACUACAGAAAAAGCGGAAAAGUCAAGGACGAUACUUUCGUGGGGACACAUUGUUGAUAAGAUAAAAAUUUCUAAUAAUUCAGAUCACGAUUGGUUGGCAAACGGAUAUAAUAUUUCCAGAGAUUUUCGAGAAUUUCAAACAGAAACGGUUGAUCGAAUAAAGAAUGAUCCUACACUUUCAUACGCGACUGACCUUGAUGAAAUCAUGCAAGUGUCUCUCAUCAAUAAUAUCUCUUACUCCUAUAACCUUACCGGUUAA
Messenger RNA from Acaulospora morrowiae, 975 nucleotides. The record is from the annotation of a GenBank genome assembly. NCBI's taxonomy places the organism in Eukaryota, Fungi, Glomeromycota, Glomeromycetes, Diversisporales, Acaulosporaceae.